Molecule: messenger RNA, 2019 nt
Organism: Ctenocephalides felis (cat flea)
Lineage: Eukaryota; Metazoa; Arthropoda; Insecta; Siphonaptera; Pulicidae
Product: zinc finger protein 501-like
Exons: 2
Coding region: 209-1468 (419 amino acids)
Cellular component (GO): nucleus
Source: RefSeq, a predicted model, not a curated record
AUACGUCUUGAUUAAUUGUGUUUUUUAUGUAUUUCUGCAUAAUAAUUAUGGUGAUAAUAUAUUUCUGAAUGUCAACAGGUGAUUUUAUUUGGUUGGGCAAAUUUUCACCAGGUUAUCGUUCCUUGCAGUUGAGAUAACGUUUUAGUUUCUUUACCCUUUACUAAAAUUUUUGGAUACAAAUUUUAUAAGUGCUAUAUCGAGGCUAAACAUGUCUGAAGAAACAAGUUCUACUGUAGCGAUUAAAAUGGAACCAGUUGAAUAUCCUCAAGAGGAGGAGCAAGAAUUUGAUGAUAAUCCACAAGUAAAUCAAGAAUUAGUUGAUUAUCCUCAAAUUAAACAAGAAUUAGUUGAUUAUCCACAAGAAAAUCUAGAAUUAGUUUAUCAUCAACAAGAGAAUCAAGAAUUAGAUAAUUAUCCACAAGUGAAACAAGAAGUAGAUGAUUACGAAGUUAUGGAAAUAUGUCAGGAAAAUGAAGAAACAUAUGUCCAGCAAUCUUCAGAAUCUGAGACUGCAUCAGAAGAAGAAAUAGAACAGGAUGCAAUUUAUAAGCCAGGCGCAGUCACUACUAAAAGGCAAAGAAAAAAGAAACCUCAUAUAUGUAAAGUAUGCAAUAAAAUAUUUGCAACAAAAUAUACCUUAAAAGAUCAUGAAACAAUCCAUACCGGAGAACGCUCUUAUAAAUGUGAAUUAUGUGACAAAACAUUUGCAACAAAAACAACAUUGAAUCGGCAUGAAUUAGUUCACACAGGAAAUCGCCGUCACAAAUGCGAAAUAUGUGGUAAAACAUUUACUGACAAAUUUCAAUUAAACAAGCAUGAAACAGUUCAUACUGGAAUCCGGCCAUAUAAAUGUGAAAUGUGUGAUAGAACUUUCACAACAAAUUAUGUGUUAAAAAUACAUAUAGCAAACCAUACCGGAGAAAGCCCUUUCAGUUGUGAAAAAUGCAAUAAAUCAUUCACAACAAAACGAGCACUAAUCCAGCACGAAUUGAUCCAUACUGGGGAAAGUCCUCAUAAAUGUGAAACUUGUCAUAAAACAUUUACAGCUAAACAUUCGUUAACCAAACAUGAAAUCAUUCAUACUGGAGAGCGUCUUUAUAAAUGCGAGACAUGUGGUAAAACAUUUACAACAAAAUAUGCAUUAAAGCUGCAUGAAGUGAUACAUACUGGGGAAAGCAAUCAUAAAUGCGUAAGUUGCAAUAAAACAUUCCAAACAAAACAAGCAUUGAUGCGGCAUGACAUAACUCAUACUGAAGAUCGACCUUAUAAUUGUGAACAAUGCGAUAAAACAUUCAAAACAAAAGCAGCAUUAAGACAACAUAGAAUUGAUGUCCACACCACGGAACUCUCUCAUGAAUGUGCAACAUGCAACAAAUCAUUUGCGACAAAUCGAAGAUUAAAACAACAUAUAAAGAUUCAUAUGGUUGCAACUGCUGCUGAUUUGCAACCAAUAGAAGAAAUCAGUUGAAAAUGCUUUCUUUCAAUAAAUAUCACGAGCAGUGUUGUCAGAGUUAAACUCACAUAAAUUUGUCUCAAGCAUAAGGGAAUUGGAAAACUGCAGACAAAAGUUCUGUUGAUUUAUUGUAUUGUGCUACUAUAUUAUAAAUACAAUUGCAGAUGAGUACUUUUACCUAACAAUAUUACCUGGAGCCUCUUUUCUGAGGUUUGAAUACUGAAAACAAAAGCGGACGAAUACCCAAGAUCAAAUGAACUUGUUUAAUAGGUCAUUUAAGAUUUUUUAAAUCAUUUAAGAUAUGGAGGAUGAAUAUGUCCAUUAUAAAGUUGGGGAAUCCUGAAGUUUCGAGAUUUAUCUAGGUAUAUUUACUAGAUCAGAACUUAUUUGGUUCUCUUAUUGAAAAAUUUGAAGUCAUGGAUCAAAUGGCACAUAAACAGUUUCCCAAAGAGUAAGAUGAAGAAGGAACCCAAAAGCUGGUGCACCAGGAGUAAGAAAAAUUAAUUGUAUAGUCCACUUCUUGUACAUUUUAAUUGUUCCAACAAAUUCCAUUUAGUUGUACUUUA